UGUAUUUUACAGCUAAUAAAAUAUCCAAGCUGCCUCGGUGCUUGGCAUACUGCAUACUACUGUACUAAACAGUACACCGAGCUAGUACGCCACCGUGUGGUGUUAGUUCCGUAGUAGGUGGUGUUGGGCUUGUUGAAGCUGUAUAACGGUGUGUUUUACAGUAAAAACGCCAGGACGCGCUCCGCCUCACAGUAACGGGGGAGGAGGGAGACCAACAUGGUCAGACCUAAUCUGCAAUGAUCUCUGUAGCUCUACCUACUGCCUUUCAUUUCCCCGAAUGUUAACUGAACUGUCAUUUGAAAGCAUGGCAUCGAAAGAAGACAUUUAUUCCAAAAUUAUUCCACGCAGACUUCGGCCAAACCGACACUACGCUGUUAAACACGGAUCACAUUUGGACGUGCUGUUAUCGAUGGGCUUCCCUCACAACAGAGCGUUGAAGGCACUGAUUUCUACGGGAGGCAGGAAUGUACAACUUGCAUGCGACUGGCUUUUCUCCCAUGUAGAUGACCCUUUUCUGGAUGACCCCUUACCCAGAGAGUAUGUACUGUACCUACGGCCUAGUGGCCCACUUCAGAACCAGCUGUCUCACUUCUGGCAGCAGUCACGCCUCACCUGUGGCAAGAACAAAGCCCACAACAUAUUUCCUCACAUCACACUCUGUCAGUUCUUCAUGUGUGCAGACAAUAAGGUGGAAGCUCUGUGUGGGGCUUUGCAGUCCACGGUUAAUCAGUGGAGAGGCCGCUUCCCUAGCCCUUUGCCCUUAGAGCUCUACACCUCUUCUAAUUUUAUAGGCCUCUUCGUUGAAGAACAGGUGGCUGAGACCCUGAAGAAAUUUGCUUUUGACUUUGCUGCAGAAGCUGCUGCUAAAGCAGAAGUACAAGUGGAGCCACAUAAGAAGCAGCUGCAUGUGACUUUAGCCUACAACUUUCCAAGCAGCCAUUUGGCUUCAUUGGAGAAAUUGGCAAGGGGAAUUGAAGUCAAGCUCAGUUGUGAUUGGCUUGCUGUUUUAUUCUCUCGGGACAUCAGAUUUGCAAAUCAUGAGACUCUGAAAGUGAUGUACCCAUAUGUUCCUCAGAAUGAGGAUGAGCUGGAACUGAUACCAGGGGAUUUUAUUUUCACCUCUGCAGUAGAGCAUAUGAGCACCAGUGAGGGAUGGGUGUAUGGCACCUCUCUGAGCACUGGGCUUUCUGGGCUGCUUCCUGAAAAUUACAUUAACCGUGCUGACGAGUGCGACACCUGGGUUUUCCACGGGUCGCAUUCAUUCUUCAGUGCCUUGCCUUCAGAAAAAAGCAACAAAGAGAGCAAAACACUGGAUGGGCUGCUCAGCAUUCAGUGCCUAGAUAACUCAAAAGCUGGAGACUCAUCUAUUAUAAAUGUGGUCUGCCAGCCUAUGCAGGUACUCAGAGUUAACAGUCACACUCAUUCCCCUAAAAGAACCCUGCUUGUUUGUCGUCACGGAGAGAGGAUGGAUGUAGUGUUUGGGAAACACUGGCUCUCACAGUGUUCAGAUGCAAAAGGCAAAUAUGUGCGGAGUAACCUGAACAUGCCUCCGUUUCUGCCUGCUUGGGGUGGAAACCGAGAUUAUGACAUGGAUGCUCCUAUUACAGUAUUUGGAGCAAUACAAGCCAGGACUGUGGGUGAGGCAUUACUGGAGAAUAAUACUACUAUUGAUUUUGUGUACUGCUCGCCCAGUCUCCGCUGUGUUCAAACAGCUCACGAGAUUCUUAAAGGUAUGAAGCAGGAAGGGAAAUUGAGGAUGCGAGUGGAGCCAGGGUUAUUUGAAUGGACAAAAUGGGUCUCUGGAAAUUCAUUGCCUGCAUGGAUAUCUCCUGUAGGCCUUUCUGCAGCCAAUCUCAGCGUUGACACAACAUACAAACCUCAUAUACCCAUUACUAAACUAAAUGUGUCUGAGUCCUAUGACACCUACAUGAGCCGCAGCUACAGAGUGACCAAAGACAUCAUGGCAUCUUGCAAAAAUAAGGGAAAUAUUCUUAUCGUGGCCCACGCUUCAUCUCUAGAGGCCUGCACACGCCAGCUCCAAGGCCUCACCCCACACAACGCCAAAGAGUUUGUCCAAGUCGUCAGGAAGAUCCCUUAUCUUGGUCUAUGUGCAUGUGAAGAACAAGACACUGGUGUGUGGCAGCUGGUAGAUCCACCUAUCCCUCCCCUCACACAUGGACCCAAUCACUGCUUCAGCUGGAGAGAGACUCUGCAGCAGGAAUGACAUUCCCGGACCUGUCUGCUAACAACUCUGGAGGGCUGUGCAUUCUGUCUUAGGUGCACUGGAACUCUUAUCAACAUCUGUGUGCUCAUGUGAUUAACCCCUGGGACAGGUUCUACGUUUACACACAAAAUAGGGACAAUAAACUGAUGGAUAUAUUUAUUUAAAUAUGUGAUAUGGAUAUUUUGAAUGCAUGGGAUUCUCAGGGCAUUGGUAAUCACUCUUAAUAGGUGAGGCACAAGAUCAGUGGCACAAAUGGCAUAAUUCACCCAGACUUUCUACAUGAAUGAGUUUGGGGACAGAAGCAUAAAACUGCUUGAGUCUUGUGUAAACUUGUCUCAGAAAUUAUGAUUGGCAGAAUAAUAUCUGCAAAUCUUUUAGCACUUUUGAUAAUAAUGCUAUGCAUAUUAACUCGAUCAAAUUCUAACAUUGUAUUAAGGCACUGCUUUGUGAUUUACUUAAGUUCUGUAAGUCAAUAAAGACACUUCACUUACAA
Tachysurus fulvidraco (yellow catfish) is the source of this 2717-nucleotide messenger RNA. It is a transcript of the gene ubash3bb, whose product is annotated as ubiquitin associated and SH3 domain containing Bb. The transcript is spliced from 14 exons. Lineage: Eukaryota; Metazoa; Chordata; Actinopteri; Siluriformes; Bagridae. The record is from RefSeq and is a predicted model, not a curated record. Bases 278 to 2224 code for a protein of 648 amino acids. Gene Ontology annotation, molecular function: protein binding.